Astyanax mexicanus (Mexican tetra) is the source of this 2397-nucleotide messenger RNA. RefSeq names its product CD81 molecule b (gene cd81b). The record is from RefSeq and is a predicted model, not a curated record. Lineage: Eukaryota; Metazoa; Chordata; Actinopteri; Characiformes; Acestrorhamphidae. The transcript is spliced from 8 exons. Gene Ontology annotation, cellular component: membrane. The coding region runs from base 154 to 867 and encodes 237 amino acids.
UCCUGCCUGUGUGAUGAACUGUGCUCAGUGUGCAGCAGCUCAUUCUUACUUGGAUGGUUCUUGCAGUUUUCUGUGGACAGCUGAUGCUCAUUUCCAAAACUCACUUUACAUCCAGCAGCAUUUUAUCAUACGCAGGAGGAUCUUCACCCAGCCAUGGUUCUAACGGGCUGUAAUCAGUGCAUUAAAUACAUGCUCUUCUUCUUCAAUUUCAUUUUUUGGCUCGCUGGGGGUGUUAUACUGGGAAUAGCUCUGUGGCUCCGACAUGACACUCAGACCAGUAACCUGCUCAUGCUUCAGUUUGAGGGAACCCAAGCUCCAGGAACUUUCUACAUCAGUGUGUAUGUCCUGAUAGCUGUUGGAGCAGUCAUGAUGUUUGUUGGAUUUCUCGGUUGUUACGGAGCCAUUCAAGAGUCUCAGUGCCUUCUUGGAACAUUCUUCACGUGUUUAGUGAUCUUGUUUGCCUGUGAGGUGGCCGCAGGAAUAUGGGGCUUUAUCAACAGAGAGACGAUCUCCACAGAGUUAAUCAGCUUUUAUGACGCUGCCUACAUGAAAGCUGUGGAUCCAGUGGAAACCCCCAGUAAACAAGCUGCUGCUAAAGUUCUGGGAGUCUUCCACGACACUCUGGAGUGUUGUGGUAAAGGAGAUGAUAAUCAGUUAUUCCUGGCGGUUCAGUCUUCUCUCUGUCCUGGAAGACCAAUAGACCCGCUCGUCUCUCAGAGUUGCCACAUGAAGCUGAGGGACCUUUUCACUGAGAAACUCCAUGUGAUUGGUCUGGCUGCCCUCAUCAUAGCAGUCAUUAUGGUUUUUGAGAUGAUCUUUACCAUGGUACUGUGCUGUGCGGUCCGUAAUGCUGCCCCAGCUUACUAAGAGGUAGACUGACCCUGCGUUAGUCCAGGAGUAUGCAACGUCCAGAAUUCCAGCCAGUGAUUCCACUUUAUUUUAAGUUUUUAAUUUUCUGUAUUCAGAAGUCUGUGAUUUUUUUUCUUGAUUUACACAUUGUGUCUGAUCAGGUUUUAUUUGUGUACUUCAUGUACUUUGCAUAUUCAGUCUUACACAAAGUUUGCGCACUCCUGAUCAACAUCUGUUUGCACAUUUUACAGCACUGUCUUUUCAGUUUCUGAAUUUAACAAACUGAAAAAUAUAAAACAGCAAGUCUAAUGUGAUUAUGACUUUUACAAAUUACACAAAUUUGUGCAGUGUUAACUUAAGCUACUCUUAACAGUAAUUAUGCUUUAGAAUGUGCUAAAGUGUAUCCUCUACAGAGGAUGUGAAUUUAUUCUAAUUUAUUUUCCCUUAGAAAAUAAACAGCAUGUACUUUGACCAGAGGGCACAAACGUUGCAUGAGACUAUAUACACACAGCAGCCUUACAGUUUCUUUUUUCUUUCUUUCUUUCUUUUUUACAUUUUUGUGACAUUGAUAUUUUUCAGAUUAUCAAACAAACUUUAAAAUCAGACAAAUAUAACCUGAGUAAAUAUAAGGGCAACUUGCUGUAAUAGAUGGAAGCAGGAAUUCUGCUGUUUAUCAGAAAAUCCUGAAGGAGAAUAUCCUCCAUCUGUUUCUUACUGACCUCAAGCUCAGGAGUACUUGGGUACUGCAGCAGGACAAUGACCCAAAUCACACAAACAAGUUCACCUCUGAAUGGAUAAAAAAACUAAAUAAAGGUUUUAGAGGGUCUAGUUAAAGUCUUUUUUAUAUUUACUUAAGUUAUAUUAGUCUGAUAUUAAAGUUAGUUUGAAAAUCGAAAAAAUAUCAGUAGACAAAAAAGCAAAAACAAAAUAAAUCUGUAGGGAUGCAAAUACUUUUUCAAACCACUGUAUGUAUAUUUUUUUCCCUAAUUAAAACCUGAUAUUCUCAUGCAGCCAUUCUGAUACAUGAUCAUAAUCCUCUGUAACGCUGCAGUGAGGAGAUAAAACCAUCACAUUAACGCAAUUUCAGUUCUUUCUGACUGCAGCUUUAUGGAGUUUUUCUUUAUAAAUAGACAUUAUUCACCAGUCUUGAUUUAUUUCAAAAUGUUGAGCUGGAUGCAUUUUUAGUUCGUUUGUUUUAUUUUAUAGUAGUGAAAAGGCAGUUAACACUAGUAUGAAGUAUUGUGACAGUGUUUUGUUUCUCUGUGGUUGUUGGUUAACUUUAUAAUAUAGUGUAUCAUUUUAAGCACUUAUGGAUAAUGUUCUUUUCUUUGCAGAAUUACAAUUUAAAUUAACUUCAUAUUGACAUUAAAACAUAUUUAACCGUAAUUUAUCUUCAUCUUUGUGUUUAAACAUGAAAUGUCCCAUUUGUGCAAGUUUUAUGGAUGUUCUCAGGGAGUGUGUGAAACGUUCACAUUUACCAUCCCCACAUCAUGCAAAUGCAGCGGUCCAAUUCAGAUUAAUUACUCAUUAAACUCAAUAUACAAGUCA